CUAAACCUCGGAGUACCGCCUCCGCUGCUAUGGCAGCCACGAAGCCAAAAGCUACAACUGUUGCUACAACUCAAGCAAAUAAACCGAAGACAGUAGCAGCUACAACAGCAUUAACGACCACUGGCACAGGUACUACUACAACAACAACAACAACAACAUCAGGGACAGUGGCCACAAGUAAAGCCUUGGACAACAAGAAUGGUCCACGCCAAGCCAACAAAAACGUGGUGGAAUACGAAGAAGAAGAUGACAGAGAAACCUGGGGAAAGAAGAUCGAUUUCCUUCUGUCUGUCAUUGGAUUUGCUGUGGAUUUGGCCAACGUAUGGCGGUUUCCCUACCUUUGUUACAAAAACGGUGGCGGGGCUUUCCUAGUGCCGUACGUACUCAUGUUAAUCCUCGGUGGGAUCCCAUUAUUCUACAUGGAACUGGCUCUUGGACAAUUCAACCGGUCUGGCGCCAUAACAUGCUGGGCUAGAAUAUGUCCGUUAUUCAAAGGAAUCGGCUGGGCUGUGGUCCUCAUUGCUUUCUACACAGACUUCUUCUACAACGUCAUCAUCGCCUGGUCCCUACACUAUUUUUUCGCUUCGUUUACCAGUAACCUGCCCUGGAUCAGUUGUGAAAACUCCUGGAACACCCACCGAUGCUACGACAUUUUCGCCCGUUUCAAGAACGGUUCACACAUUGUGUCGAAUUUCACGGCUGAUAACUUCAGCAUCCCGGCUAACUUCACUGAGGCUCGCUCUUUUGUUAAUAUGUCUGUGAGUUUGACUCAGAACAUAACCAGUGAGAUUCUUAAGUUACAUAUGAACACUAAUAAGUCAGUUUUUCCGGCACAAGAAUAUUUUGAACGGAAGAUGUUGGAACUUCACCAAGCUGAUGGUAUAUUUUCAGUCGGAAGACUGAAAUGGGAAAUGGUUCUCUGCUUGAUGGGAGUCUACGUUAUCUGUUACUUUAGUAUGUGGAAGGGCAUCUCAACCUCAGGAAAGGUUGUGUGGUUCACUGCUCUAUUCCCAUACGUUGUCCUGUUCAUUCUUAUGAUUCGUGGGGCAACACUGCCGGGGGCCCUAGAUGGCAUCAAAUAUUAUCUAACACCAGACUUCUCAAGACUUGCAUAUUCCGAGGUAUGGGUGGAUGCUGCCACACAAGUCUUCUUCUCUCUCGGCCCAGGAUUUGGUGUUUUAUUGGCAUUUGCAAGUUAUAAUGAUAUUCAUAAUAAUGUUUAUCGAGACGCCAUACUAACCAGUAUUGUUAACUGUAUGACCAGUUUUUUCUCUGGCUUUGUUAUCUUCAUGAUUUUGGGCUAUAUGUCACAACACUCAAAUCUACCCAUUUCAGAGGUGGCUACACAAGGUCCUGGUUUAGUGUUCGUUGUAUAUCCAGAAGCUAUAGCUACACUCCCAGGUGCAACAUUUUGGGCAUUGAUAUUCUUCCUCAUGUUGCUUACCCUAGGUCUAGACAGUUCGUUUGGUGGCUCAGAAGCUAUCCUGACAGCUUUAGCAGAUGAGUUUCCAUGGUUACGAAGACAUCGAGAAUUAUUCGUGGCGAUGUUGUUUACCGUAUACUUUGUAGUUGGAUUAGCUAGUUGUGCUCAGGGAGGAGCAUAUGUGGUUCAUCUGAUGGAUAGAUAUGCCGCCGGUUAUUCUAUUUUAUUUGCUGUCUUUUUUGAAAGUAUAACAAUUUCUUAUUGUUACGGCGUGGACAAGUUCUCUGACGAUAUUGAAUCUAUGAUGGGAUUCCGCCCCGGUUUCUACUGGCGGGUCUGCUGGAAAUUCGUAGCACCUGUAUUCUUAAUGUUCAACAUAAUAUUCGGUCUGGUUGCUUACCAACCCCUAAAAUACGACGACUAUGAGUACCCUUGGGCGGCUAAUCUGAUUGGUUGGUGCGUUGCUCUCUCCUCUAUCCUCUGUAUUCCAGGAUUCGCUAUAUUUGGUCUGGUCACCACACCCGGGACAGCUAAAGAGCGCUUCAAAUACUUGUUGACUCCCGUACCUGAGAAGAGACGGAAAAAAACAGGUAAAUCCAAGAAGACAAACACCCGCAUAAAUGGAGGGAGCGGAGGAAAAGCUGAGCAGGUGUGAAUGAAAAAAAACAAAACCAAAAACAAGCAAAAUUAAAACAAACAAACAAAAUAAUAAAACAUUCAAACAAAAAAAAACAGAUAAAAAAUAACAUACAUACAUAGAAAUAACACACACACAUAUAUAUAUAUAAAUAUACAUAUAUAUGUAUCUGCAUGUGUGGGUGUGUUUGUACGCACAUGCAUAUGCAUAUAUAUACAUACAUGUAUAUGCAUUCAUAUAUAUAUAUAUACACACAUACAUAUGUAGAUGAAGAAAAAUUGAAAAAUAUAAACAACAAAAACAGAAAAAUUGUUACAAAGCACACAAACAAAAGUAAAUCUAUAUGGAUGUAUAUCUAUAUCUAUCUAUAUAUAU
This is a messenger RNA of Octopus bimaculoides (California two-spot octopus), 2435 nucleotides long. Its product is annotated as sodium-dependent dopamine transporter. The record is from RefSeq and is a predicted model, not a curated record. Gene Ontology annotation, molecular function: dopamine:sodium symporter activity. Gene Ontology annotation, cellular component: neuronal cell body membrane; plasma membrane; axon. Gene Ontology annotation, biological process: sodium ion transmembrane transport; dopamine uptake involved in synaptic transmission; amino acid transport. NCBI's taxonomy places the organism in Eukaryota, Metazoa, Mollusca, Cephalopoda, Octopoda, Octopodidae.